Molecule: messenger RNA, 1641 nt
Organism: Penicillium antarcticum
Lineage: Eukaryota; Fungi; Ascomycota; Eurotiomycetes; Eurotiales; Aspergillaceae
Product: putative MFS transporter
Exons: 8
Coding region: 1-1641 (546 amino acids)
Biological process (GO): transmembrane transport
Molecular function (GO): transmembrane transporter activity
Source: RefSeq, a predicted model, not a curated record
AUGGAGAUGAAUUACGAUGAACGGGCCCUUCAUCAGCUCGAGGAGGAGCUGGGGACGGUGAUAUACCCUGGUACCGAGAUCAUGGCAGAUGUUGGCACUCAUCACUUUGUGAAAUCAUCAUCCACUUCCGACCGGGUCUUGGUGCCUCAGCCUUCGCAAGAUCCUCAUGAUCCUUUGAACUGGAACCGAUUCUGGAAGAUGAGCGCCAUGGCGGUAUCAACCUUGACAUCGUUUAGUCAAGGCUUCGGUCCGUUGGCGCUGGCUCCUAUGUUUCCACAGUUGAUGGAAGCGUUCGAAUCCGACUUGGCUUCCGUGGUACAAUUCACUGGAGUUUGUAUUCUGGUUUUGGGCUUCAGUAACUUCUUCUGGAUUCCCAUUCAAACAUCGUAUGGACGGCGACCGGUUUUGAUCUUCUCGACAUUGAUUUGUCUGAUCAGCAAUAUCUGGCGAGCGACGGCCACUAGCUAUGGAAGCUAUAUGGGCGCUUGUGUUCUCAAUGGGUUUGGUGCUGGUCCUGCUGAGACGUCGCAGCCUGAGAUCAUCACCGACAUCAUGUUCCUUCAUGAGCGUGGCGCUUAUAACACAAUGUACUUCACGGCCUAUUUCGGAUCUCUCAUGGUCGGUCCCAUCAUCGCUGGCCCCAUGGCUGAACAUAGUGGCUGGCGCAGUUUCUUCUGGCUGAAUGUCGGCCUCUUGGGUCUCACGCUCCUUCUUCAAAUUUUCCUCUUCCCUGAGACGAAGUGGCAUCGCGCCCAUCCAGACGAGGGAGCUCAAGGGCAACAGCCCUCUGUUCUUGCAAAGAAAGAGUCCGAGACAGAGAAGCCGGUAGAAGUAACACAGCAUGAGAAUGUGAACGCAGAAUCGGGCGACCGUGAUCCGUAUCUGCACAAGGGUACACCGUCGAAGAAGCAGUUCAAGCUCUGGCAACUGGAUGGGAACAACAUCAAGACCGUGCUGAUUGCUUUCUAUAUUCCAUGGAAACUUCUGACCUUUCCCAUUGUGGAGUUAGCUGCUUUCGUCGUAUCGUGGUCAGCUAGUUGUUUCCUUACGCUGAAUCUUACCCAGAGUCAAGCAUUCGCAGAGCCGCCAUAUAACUUCAACAGUCAGACAAUUGGGUUCUUCAAUUUCGCGAUCUUGAUCGGGGCCUUCAUUGGAUUGGCAACCAAUGGUCUUUUGUCGGAUUGGGUUUCCAUGAAGGCCACUCGAAAGAACAGAGGUAUUCGAGAACCAGAGAUGCGUCUGCCGGCGAUGAUUCCGUAUGUAAUUAUCUCGAUCAUUGGCAACUUCAUUGUUGCAUUCGGAUAUGAAUAUAAAUGGGACUGGAAGGUGAUUGUGAUCAUCGGAUAUACUGCAGCUGGAAUUCAAGUCGCAGCCUUGCCAGCCAUCACUAGCACAUACGCAGUUGACAGCUAUAAGCCUGUGGCAGGCUCGAUCUUCGUGUCUAUCACUGUUAACAAGAAUCUCUGGGGCUACGGCUUCAGUAAAUUCAUCACCCCCUGGGUGGAAGAGAGCGGGUUUGUCAAGCCUAUUAUGUUGAACAUGACACUGGCAACCCUGUGGUGUCUCUGCGCCAUCCCCUUCUACUUCUAUGGAAAGAAAUUCAGGGGGUGGACUGCCAAGUCUUCGGUGCACAAGAUGUAA